This is a messenger RNA of Soboliphyme baturini, 276 nucleotides long. NCBI's taxonomy places the organism in Eukaryota, Metazoa, Nematoda, Enoplea, Dioctophymatida, Soboliphymatidae. The record is from the annotation of a GenBank genome assembly.
AUGGAGGCGACGCUGUUAAACGUCAGCAGCCGUCGUGGUCGUCAUGCUGACCGAUGCGUUCUCAUCGCGCUCCUCAUGGCUCAUGGCGGCAGUUGGCCGGCCGGCCGGCCGGCUGGCCGGUCGGUCGGUUGGUCAGUGGUGGCCAGUCGGUUGGUCAUCGACAGCGGGACAUGUGUUUGCGGAACAUCGUUGAACGCACAUACGUCACAGGUCGACACGACUGCUGGGGCGGGACGGGAACGGGGACUGGGACGGGGACGAGGAAGACGUCGAUGA